GAGAGGACGGAAGUUUUUGGGAUGGGUAGUACUCUCCGCCUCCGUCUACGAGAGAGGUGGGGAGGGUGCCGUUUGACUCGUGAGAUCCUAGCAUUAUUUUACGAGUUGUCGUUAUGGAGCCUCUUGGACAGUGGAGCACCGCGUUUUCGCCUAUGAUUGUUUCGUCCUAAAUAAUGAGUCAGUCAUCGUCGUUCAGCGUGAGUUUGGCGAUGUUCAUUGGCCUCCU
Acanthoscelides obtectus is the source of this 226-nucleotide messenger RNA. The record is from the annotation of a GenBank genome assembly. Lineage: Eukaryota; Metazoa; Arthropoda; Insecta; Coleoptera; Chrysomelidae.